AUGGUAUUCUUUCAGUUGUUGAGUCUCCUUCUCUUCUUCCUUCCUUCUCCAUCAACCUCUUUACCUGCUCUGCCUUCUCGUCCUUCCCCACUGCGUCAUCCCCAUGAAAGCACCGCUUUGCUCCAGUUCAAGAACUCCUUUUCCAAAAUCAAUAACAGUCUUCGUUUUUCUGUUUGUGCUGAGCAGUUUGGAAUUGGUAAUCCUAAUAGUACAAUGUCUUGGAAUAUGAGCAGGGAUUGCUGCACAUGGAGUGGAGUCACAUGUGAUGAAGUCACAGGUCAUGUCAUUAGGCUUGAACUUGGAUGCAGCGGGCUUCGAGGCAUUAUCCACUCCAACAACAGUUUGUUCCUUCUCACUCAUCUUCAAACUCUUAUUCUCUCCCAGAAUUCUCUCUAUGGUUCUGAAAUCUCACCCCAAUUUGGAAGGUUUGUUAGUUUGACUCACAUCGACCUUUCUUACUCUUAUUUCAGUGGCCAAGUCCCUCUAGAAUUCUCUUACUUGUCUCGUUUGAUUACACUUAAACUUGGUCCAAAUAAUGAUUUGAUUCUAGGGACUUUUAGUCUGAAACGAAUUGUUGCAAACUUAACAAGUUUGAGAGAGUUGUCGUUGAGUGGUGUCAAUAUGUCUUUUGUCUCUCGUAAUUCCUUUAUGAAUUUAUCGGAGACAUUGAUAUCUCUUGAUCUUAGUGAUACCGAAAUGAAAGGAGAAUUCCCAGCAAAUAUUUUUCUUCUGCCAAACCUUGAAGUGCUCACAUUAUCGUACAAUUAUAAUCUCACUGGUUCAUUUCCUAGAUAUAAUUGGACGAGCCCACUUAGAAAUCUGAGCCUUUCUUCCACUAGACUCCUAAUAGAUUUACCAUAUCUUACUAAGAGUUUAAAAUAUUUGAAUCAUUUGGAUGCCCGCAAUUGCAAUUUCAGUGUAUCGUUUCCUGCGUUCCUUGGUAACAUAACUCAAAUCAUUUCCUUAGAUCUCUCUUCUAACAGUUUUGGUGGUCAAAUCCCAUGGGAUUCUCUCAAUUUGGAGAAGCUGAAUUCUUUAGAUCUUUCAUACAAUAAUUUUGAAGGCCAGCUCCCUCCUAUUUGUAGUAAUUCUACAAAGAAAAUAUUUCUUUGUGACUCUUCAGAAAGUGAUAAGUUAGUGGGCACUCUUCCUUUGAAUUUGAAAUCCGUAAACUUAUCUGGAAACUUACUUAAUGGCACACUACCUUCUUGGCUAUAUUCCCUUCCGUCUUUACAAACUUUAAUUCUAGAUGAGAAUCAAUUCACUGGUGUCAUUCACUUAGAACAGUUCUCAAGACUAAAGAAACUAAAAAGCCUUUCACUUUCUUUUAAUAGCCUGUCAGUGGAUUCUAUCAACUCCAUCACGUACGUUUUGCCCAAUACCCUUCGGUAUUUGCAAUUGUCUUCAUGCAAUAUCACUGGGUUCCCAUACUCUUUAAGAAGCUUGAAAAAUUUAAGAUACUUGGACCUUUCCAACAAUAGAAUUGACGGGAGUGUUCCCCAAUGGUUGUGGAACGUUGGGAAGGAUUCAUUAUUUCAACUGGAUAUUUCUCACAACCUCUUAACUCAUAUUGGGAAAAUUCCAUGGAAAAGUCUAUUGUAUAUUGACCUUAGCUCCAACAGGCUUCAAGGUCAUCUUCCAAUUCCACCACCUUUAACUUAUCUAUUUUCAAUCUCAAACAAUCGAUUGGUUGGAGAGAUACCUUCUUUCUUUUGCAACCUUACUUGGAUUGAAGUCCUUGAUUUGUCAAACAACAGCUUGAGUGGGAACAUCCCACCAUGCAUUGGAAACUUUAGCAGAAUCUUUGUUUUAGAUUUGCGAAUGAAUAAGUUUUGUGGAAUGAUUCUUCCAACAUUUGCAAAAGGAAACAUCUUGAGGAAUCUCAACCUCAAUGGAAAUCAAUUGGAAGGGCCGUUGCCUCAAUCUUUAGUCAAUUGUGAAUUGCUGGAAAUUUUGGAUGUUGGGAACAACAAGCUGAACGGGUCCUUUCCCCAUUGGUUGGAAUCUCUUCCAGAGCUUCAAGUUCUUAUAUUGAGAUCUAACAGACUUUCUGGUCCUCUAAGUAAUCCCAAGGUGAGAUUUCCCUUUCAAAAGUUGAGAAUCGUGGACAUCUCUAACAAUGAUUUCACUGGUACUUUGCCAGCAAAAUAUUUUGAGAACUUCGCUGCCAUGAUUGAUGCUCAUUCAGAACGCUUAGAAUACAUGGGAGAACAAGAUCUUGGUCAGUCCUAUUAUUCUGUGACAGUGACAAUUAAAGGAUUCGACCGUGAGCUCGUGAAAAUACAAAAACUGUUCAUAACCAUUGAUUUCUCAAGUAAUAGCUUCACAGGAGAGAUUCCAACAGUGAUCGGGAAGCUUAAUUCACUCAAAGGCCUUAAUUUUUCUCACAACAAGCUAUCCGGUCAUAUUCCACCAUCCUUGGGAAACUUGAGCAACCUUGAAUGGUUAGACCUCUCAUCAAACGAGCUUUUUGGAAACAUCCCAAUGCAACUAGCUACAGGUUUGUAUCAACUUGCGAGAUUAAAUCUUUCCGACAACAAAUUAGAGGGACCAAUACCUCGCGGAAGGCAAUUCAAUACGUUCAGCAAUGAUUCAUGCAGCGAAAACGUGGGAUUAUGUGGAUUUCCUCUGUCUAAAUCAUGCAGCAAUGAUGGUGCACAACACGAUCAAGGUGGUGAUGAUGACGGAGAUCACAACAAUGGAAUGAUUGAUUGGAAGGUGGUGAUGAUGGGAUAUGGAAGCGGAAUGGUGAUCGGAAUAUCAGUCGGAUACAUGGUCCUUUUCAGCAGAAGCUUCAAUUAUUGGUUUCACAAAAGAUUUGGAGGGGGACGACGUCGCAAAACCAGUGCUCGCUUAAGACGGAGGAGAAGAUCAAACUAG
This is a messenger RNA of Morus notabilis, 2880 nucleotides long. Its product is annotated as receptor-like protein Cf-9 homolog. The transcript has a single exon. The record is from RefSeq and is a predicted model, not a curated record. NCBI's taxonomy places the organism in Eukaryota, Viridiplantae, Streptophyta, Magnoliopsida, Rosales, Moraceae. Gene Ontology annotation, molecular function: protein binding. The coding region runs from base 1 to 2880 and encodes 959 amino acids.